AUGGCCUCUCCGGAUCAAACUUUAAAGGAGUUCUUCCCGAAAUACAACCCACCGAUUAGGGCCCAUAAGCACACCUGCGUCGGCUUAGGGAUGGAGGUCAUAAAACGCUUGAAGACCUUAGAAAAAGAUUACCCUGGAAUCACUAAGUCCAUGAUGCUGGUAUCGUGUGACGAGAACAUCCAGGACGUGUUGGACUACACAACAUCUAGUCCGGGUCCACAGGGCUUCCUGAUUGAAACGGAGAAAGACCACGUGAUGGUCGCCAUUCAUGUAAGGAUUGGAGGGAGACAAGGCGUUUUCUUAUCUGACUUGGGCUACCACAUCUCUCGUGUGGUGACUGUUAUGGCUGAUCGAUGCUACCCACAUACAGGUUGGUUCACCCAAAGCGACGAGCCGCAUUGUCGCAAGGAGUACAACUAUCAAUUCAACGUUAAGAACAGCAACUAUGUGGAGUGGCAUGAAAGAGAAACCAGAGGAUGCGUCGUGAAAGAGCGUCUGUCGCUUAUAUACAUAGCAAGGGCUUAUCUGACCGCGGUCAAUGUCACGGAGAAGAGGAACUUGGUUUGGGAUUUAAGGAGUCUUCUGGCUAGGGACCCCAAGGGACGCCUAUCCGCCGGUAUAUAUUUCCCACUAAAACUGAAAGAUCAGCAGUUCACUAUGUUCUUUGAUAGUACCAACGGCAAGCAGAGAAAGAAGUUGAAGUUCGACACAUUCUUGGAACGGCAGAAGAUACCUGACGAGGUUGUGGGCGAAGUGGAACAAUGCAAUGAGCAGCUCCGGUUGAGGGAUGGGGAGUUACUCUCCAUCCUAAAACACUUGGCCACCAUCAUGGCUGAUGAGGAGUACAUGACCGAGCUGUUGGAAGUCAACGACAGGAUUGUCCAGCUGUCCGCCGGAAAUUAG
Parnassius mnemosyne (clouded apollo) is the source of this 903-nucleotide messenger RNA. NCBI's taxonomy places the organism in Eukaryota, Metazoa, Arthropoda, Insecta, Lepidoptera, Papilionidae. The record is from the annotation of a GenBank genome assembly.